Messenger RNA from Chlorella variabilis, 588 nucleotides. RefSeq lists its product as hypothetical. The transcript is spliced from 5 exons. The coding region runs from base 1 to 588 and encodes 195 amino acids. The record is from RefSeq and is a predicted model, not a curated record. NCBI's taxonomy places the organism in Eukaryota, Viridiplantae, Chlorophyta, Trebouxiophyceae, Chlorellales, Chlorellaceae. Gene Ontology annotation, cellular component: mitochondrion.
AUGAAGCGCUUUGAGGGGCUGGGCAUGAGCCGGGAGCAGGCGGAGGCGCUGACGCAGCACCUGACGGGCGUGCUGUGCGCCAACCGGGAGAAGCUGGAGGAGCUGUUUGUGGCCAAAGUGACGCUGGAGAAGUCCAUUCUGGAGCAGGAUGCACUGCAUGCCGGCUUCCGAUCAGAGGUGCUGAAGAGCCAGGAGCUGCAGGUGGCCACCUUCACGCGGGACACCGAGCGGCUGCAGAUCAACCUGGAGAAGAUCCGGUCCGAGAUACGCUACGAGAUCGACAAGCUGACCGCCAGCCAGCGGCUGGACCUGAACCUGGAGAAGGGGCGCAUGCGGGACGAGCUGCAGAUGCUGCGGGACAAAUCCAACGAGCUGGAGAUCAAGGCGAGGUCCUUUCUUAAUCGGGAGGGUGGGAGGGAAUGUUUGGCUGGGCGCGUGGCGUUGGCGGCGCUGCCGAUGGACAAGGAGGUCAACUCGCUCAAGGCCGCCAUGGAGCAGAGCAAGAACGACACGGUGAAGUACGUGCUGGGGCUGAUGCUGGCGCUCAUGACGGCCGGGCUGGGUGCCGCGCGCCUGCUCAUGCACUGA